Molecule: messenger RNA, 7954 nt
Organism: Acipenser ruthenus (sterlet)
Lineage: Eukaryota; Metazoa; Chordata; Actinopteri; Acipenseriformes; Acipenseridae
Product: zinc finger protein 879-like
Exons: 3
Coding region: 645-2021 (458 amino acids)
Biological process (GO): regulation of transcription by RNA polymerase II
Molecular function (GO): DNA-binding transcription factor activity; RNA polymerase II cis-regulatory region sequence-specific DNA binding
Source: RefSeq, a predicted model, not a curated record
GAGUCUGCAUGGAGCUCUACAAUGUGUUUAUAAACUACAGAGCGCUGUUAUAUUGUAUUAUUUUGAAAGGUCCGGGUUGUAGUGUGGUAGGAGCGCGUUGUUUUAUCCGUUCAGACACUGAGGGAGAGCAGAGAGGAGGUGAGAGAGUCUGCAUGGAGCUCUACAAUGUGUUUAUAAACUACAGAGCGCUGUUAUAUUGUAUUAUUUUGAAAGGUCCGGGUUGUAGUGUGGUAGGAGCGCGUUGUUUUACCCGUUCAGACACUGAGGGAGAGCAGAGAGGAGAUUUGGGGUGGCUGCAAACAGCUCUCACCUGAAGAGAAGAAAGGACACAUUCACUGCAGCUCCCCCAGCAGAGAAAGGCAGCGACUCCCUCUCGAAGAGAACAAAGAGAGGCUAACAGCAUGCAGCUGACACCCAGGGAGGGGGCGUGUUCUUGUGCGUGGAACUGCAAGAGAGGGGUUUAAAUAUGCAGUGCAGUCUAGUCUACACAGAUUACCUGUUGUUAUCUGUUUGAGCUGCCUAUUUGCUCUGGAGAGAAGAAUCGAGACGGUCAGAGUGAGCGACUGGAGCACUAGAGCCGUGCUGCAGAUCCUAUUGACAAUACCUGAAGACUGCCUUAUCUUGGUGGAAGCCAAGGAGGAAAGAUGGAUUCUGUUUACAUUAAACAGGAGGAGGAGGGUCUGGAAUUGUUUCCUCUCCACAUUAAAGAAGAGACUGAACUGGAGUCUGUCCACAUUAAAGAAGAGACUGAACUGGAGUCUGUCCACAUUAAAGAAGAGACUGAACUGGAGUCUGUCCACAUUAAAGAAGAGACUGAACUGGAGUCUGUCCACAUUAAAGAAGAGAGUGAACUGCAGCUUGUCCACAUUAAAGAGGAAGAGCCUGAACUGCAGCCUGUCCACAUUAAACAAGAGACUGAACUGGAGCCUGUCUACAUUAAGGAAGAAGAGACUGAACUGCAGUCUUUCCACAUUAAAGAAGAGACUGAACUGGAGCCUGUCCAUGUUAAGGAAGAAGAGACUGAACUGGAGCCUGUCCAUGUUAAGGAAGAAGAGACUGAACUGCAGCUUGUCCACAUUAAAGAAGAGACUGAACUGGAGCCUGUCCAUGUUAAAGAAGAGACUGAACAGGAGCCUGUCCAUGUUAAAGAAGAGGAGACUGAGCUGGAGCCUGUCCACAUUAAACAGGGAGAGACUAAACUGGAGCCUUUCUACAUUGAAGAGUCUACUGACUUGUCGUUUAAGGAUUUAGAAAACAUAUCCCAGAAAAAGAUAUCACAUCAAUGUAGUGAAUGUGGGAAGAACUUGAGCCAUUUAGGAAACCUAAAAAGGCACCAGAGAAUUCACACUGGAGAGAAGCCGCAUCACUGCACUGACUGUGGGAAGAGCUUCAGUCAGUCAGGACACCUAAAAUCACACCAGCGAACUCACACUGGAGACAAGCCGCAUCACUGUGCUGACUGUGGGAAGAGCUUCAAUGAGUUAGGAGACCUAAAAACACACCAGCAAAUUCACGCUGGAGAGAAGCCACAUCAGUGCAUUGACUGUGGGAAGAGAUUUGGUCUGUUACGAGGCCUAAAAAGACACCAGCGAAUUCACACUGGAAAGAAGCCAUAUCACUGCACUGACUGUGGGGAGAGCUUCAGUCGGUUAGAAAGCCUAAAAAAACACCAACGAAUGCACACUGGAGAGAAGCCGCAUCACUGCUCUGACUGUGGGAAGAGCUUUAGUCAGUUAGGAAGCCUAAAAACACACGAGAGAAUUCACACUGGAGAGAAGCCAUAUCACUGCUCUUUGUGUGGGAAGAGCUUCAGUCGGUUAGGAAGCCUAAAACAACACCAGCGAAUUCACCCUGGAGAGAAGCCGUAUCACUGCUCUAAAUGUGGGAAGAGUUUCAGUCUGUCAGGAUACCUAAAAAGACACCAGCGAAUUCACAGUGGAAAGAAGCUGCAUCACUGUACAAAAUGUGGCAAUACAUUUGCUUUCUGUGGUCGAGUGAAAAGACAUAAAUGCCAGUUUUGAAAAUGCAGAUGAAACUGAUAGGGGUAAUGAAUAGUACAUGAAUAACAUCAUGAAUAAGGGCCGGCAUAAUUACAUGAAAAGGCCUAAUAUAUAUAUAUAUUAGCUCAAAGUGCCAGCUGCCCAACAUUUCGAUAUGUUGUACAUAUCUUUCUCAAGGGAGCCUGUGUUUGAAUCAAAACAUUGGAGGUAUUUAUAGGAUUUUGACGGCAUGACGACUACUUGUUAUUGUUUACAUUCAUUCCAUGAUUUAUUCUUACAUGAUGUAAUGGUGUUCUAUAUAUUGUGACAUCAUUUUUACUUCUAUCUUUGAAUCUGUAUUAAUUCUAAUUAACACUACUUUAUAUAAACAUAUAUUUUUAUUAUAUCAUGCAAUGCUGGCUCUGAGGAUCAGUCUAGAUUUGGCCUCCCCAGCGCAUCAGCAUGCACAACUUUUGAAUGAAUUUUGAAUAUACGUACAUACAUACAUACAUAUUAAAUGAGGAUUUUUUCCACUUAUCAACACACCAUACUCCACACUGUUAAGGGGAAAAAAGUUUUUUUAUUGAGAAAAAGAUGAUAUAUUACAAAUACAAAACUGGAAGAUCAUAAUUGGAUAAGUCUCCAACCCCCUGAGUUAAUACUUGGUUGAAGCACCUUUGGCAGCAAUUACAGCUGUGAGUCUGUUGGGAUAAGUCUCUAACAACUUUGCACACCUUCACAGUAGGGAUGAUGUUGUUUGGGUGAUGUGCUGUUUUGGGUUUGCGCUAAAAACAUAAUGCUUUGCAUUUAGGCCAAAAAUAUUUGCCACAUGGCUACAGAAUCUUCUGAGUUUUUUUUAGCAUACGGGAUUCAAGGUGGGCUUUCUUGAGUAAUGGCUUCCUUCUUGCCACCCUACCAUACAGGCCAGAUUUGUGGAGUGCUUGGGAUAUUGUUGUCACAUGCACACUUUGACCAGUCUUGGCCAUAAAAGCAUGUAGCUCUUGCAAAGUUGCCAUUGGCCUCUUGGUAGCCUCUCUGAUCAGUCUCCUUGCUCAGUCAUCUAGUUAGGAGGGACGGCCUGAUCUAGGCAGGGUCCUGGUGGUGCCAUAUACCUUCCACUUCUUAAUAAUCGUCUUGACCAUGCUCCAAGGGAUAUUCAAGGCCUUUGAUAACUUUGUCCCGGAGUUCUUUUGAAAGCGCCUUGAUGCUCAUGGUUGAGUCUUUGCUUUGAAAUGCACUACCCAGCAGAGAAAACCUACAGGAACUGCUGAAUUUACCCUGAAAUCAUGUGAAUCACUAUAAGGUUACACCUGAGCUAAUUUAGGAUUUCUAUUACUAGGGGGGUGGACACUUAUCCAACCAAGCUAUUUCAGUUUUUAUUUUUAAUUAAUUUUAUACAAAUUUCUAGAAUAUUUUUUUCACUUGGAAGUUGUGGGGUACGAUGUGUAGAUAAAUGAAAAAAAAAAAAAAUUUUUAAUGCAUUUUAAUUCCAGGCUAUAAGGCAAAGGUGAACAUUUUGAAAGGGGGUAUAUGUAUAUAUAUAUAUAUAUAUAUAUAUAUAUAUAUAUAUAGAUAUAUAUAUAGAUAUAGAUAGAUAUAGAUAGAUAUAGAUAUAACUAAAUCAUUUAGAAUUACCAUCUGUACCAGUACCAAAAAUUUGAAACUUUCUUACAUCAAAUGUGAAAAAAAACUUAAAUACCUCUUAUGAGCUGUAAGUCGUCAAACUAAGGUAAAAUUGUUAUUCUGUUUUUUCUGCUGCUUCCUCUUCCGUUUUAAUUGUGUGUAGCGUCGUUUCAAGCAGUUUCACAUGUUGGUCAACAUCAAAAUAAACCAGGGAGUUUGAUAUCCACACCAUUUAUAUUAAACAAUUUAUUUAUGUUUUUAAACAGCACAUAACGCACAAAAAAUAAAAUACCGUUGUUUGAACUGCAGCAUCAGGUCCUUCAAGAGCACAUGGCCUUAGCCCACUGCGCCACUCCGCUGUAGUUGAAAUGCAUACAUUUUUUAGGCUUACAUCCAUGCCUGACCAGCUUUCGCUGAAAACACGAAGGUUUUGCUCGAUUCAAGAAAUUUUCCAUUUCUUGUUUGAAAAUAUCCAGUUUCCUGUUUGUUUGGUAGAUAAGAUAUAUCUCACUAUUUACCGUGUUCAAUUUUAUACUGAUAUUGCUAGUUUAUAUUGCUGUAAAACAAGACAAUUUUACCAGCAAAGCAUUUUGCUUAAUUUUGCAUUUAUUAUAAGUCUGCAUUAUUAAUGUGCCAUAUAUUUAUUGUUAAUUUGUUUUACUGCAAACUGUGCCAAUAAGCACAGCUGGGACAUUAUCAGAUGUUAUCCAUUUAAAGUACAAUUGCAUGCAUUAUGCUGCUUCUGUAAUUUGAAGAAGACCCCAAACAGCUUUUCUUUCAGUUUAUGGUGUGCACAAUUCUACAACUACACGGGAGAUACUGAAGUUGAAGAAGGAAUCUACAAAAAAAGAGCUAGGAGUUUAUGUUGACUCAGAAACGUCUUCAUCUAGACAAUGUGGGAAGCUAUAAAAAAGGCCAACAAGAUGCUCGGAUAUAUGGUGAGAAAUGUUGAAUUUAAAUAAAGAGAAGUAAUGUUAAAACUUUACAAUGCAUUAGUCUGGUCACCUCGUUACAAAAAGGAUAUUGCUGCUCUAGAAAGAGUGCAAAGAAGAGCAACCAGAAUUAUCCCGGGUUUAAAAGGCAUGUUGUAUGCAGACAGGCUAAAAGAAUUGAAUCUAUUCAGUCUUGAACAAAGAAGACUAUGCUGCGAUCUGAUUCAAACAUUCAAAAUCCUAAAAGGUCUAGACAAUGUCAACCAAGGGGACUUUUUUGACCUGAAAAAAGAAACAAGGACCAGGGAUCACAAAUUGGGAAUAAAGGGGUAUUCAGAACAGAAAAUAGUAGGCACUUUUUACACAGAGAAUUGUGAGGGUCUGGAACCAACUCCCCAGUAAUGUUGUUGAAGCUGACACCCUGGGAUCCCUCAAGAAGCUGCUUGAUGAGAUUCUGGGAUCAAUAAGCUACUAACAACCAAACAAGCAAGAUGGGCUGAAUGGCCUCCUCUCGUUUGUAAACUUUCUAAUGUUAUUAUGUGCUUUUAGUCCUUAAUAUACUGUAUACAUGGUUUAUAUAGCUCCAAUCCAUAAACUGUAUUAAACCAAAAUCAUGAAAAUACUGUCAAUAUAUCAGUGCAACUGCCUUAUCGAUAUAAAUGAUUUAAACAUGUUUAAACAGUAAAGCAUACAUAAAAGUUGCAGUUAUUUUAUCACUGCAUUGAUCAUUAGUACAUUAAAAAAAACAUCAAAGUCCCAGCAUACAUUAUAUUAGCAGAGUGUGACAUUAACAGAAGUGACAUUAAAUUUGACAACUGUGGCUACAUCUGUCUUCUUUUCACACAUUUACACUGUAAAACCACAGAAAGUGUGACAUGUUUAAUAUCUAAAUUGCAUGUGUGUAUAGUAAAAAAUAGAAGUGCUCUAUUCCUGAACAGCAGUGUUUAUACGUAAUUUGGUAUAGCACUGGUGUUUAGUCAUUUGGAACUCUAUAAAUAAUUGUUAAACACUAUGUGUUUAAUCUAUGGCAUGUUUGCUAUACUUAAACUUUUAGAUUUUAAACACCAGCCCUAUUAUAAAUGCGUAUGAAUGGGCUCCCGAGUGGCACAUCCAGUAAAGGCGCUCUGUGCGGAGUGCAAGAUGUGCCCUAUAGCCUGGAGAUCGCAAGUUCGAAUCCAGGCUAUGUCACAGCCGACCGUGACCGUGAGUUCCUAGGGGGUGGCUCACAAUUGGCCAAGUGCUACCCGGGUAGGGAGGGUUUAGGUUGGCAGGGGAAUCCACUGCUCACUGUGCAUCAGCGACCCCUGCGCCUCAUAGGGCACCUGUGGUUCUGCAGUGGUGAGCCAAGGAUACAGAUAAUAAUUGGGGAGAAAACUGUGGUAUAAAAAAUAUUUGCCGACGACUAAAUAAUACCUUAAUUCAUAAACACAUUUAAAAUCAUAAACCCAGUGACAUGUUUGAAAAGUGUGACAAGUGUUUUACAGUGUAGCUUUUCACAAACAACAUUUUACCCAAAUGUAUGACGGUCAGACACCUGGUAUUGCUCAUUACAUACUCUUAUCUUGGCUACUGUACUUUCUGUGCUUCAACAAUUUUUUCUGUUUUCUUGGAUUAUUUGAAGUAGUUUUUUCUUUAUACCAUAGUUUUCCCCUACAACAAAAAAAUGUCUGCAAAACCAUUACUUUUGUUUAAAUCGACACAUUACUUUGUAUCCAGACUUGGGGCCAACAGUGUCAAGUAGUGGUUAGGGAUCUGGAUUCUUGACCAGAGGAUCGUGGGUUCAAUCCCAGGUGGUGGACACUGCUGUUGUACCCUUGAGCAAAGUAUUUUACCUAGAUUCAGUAUAAACAACUGGAUAAAUGGGUAAUUGUAUGUAAACAUAACAUGAUAUAACUGACAAUUGUAAGUCACCCUGGAUAAGGGCGUCUGCUAAAAAAUAAAUAAUAAUUUAAAUGCAAUCUGCUGAACUAUUUGCAUUUGACUAGGUAUUUGUAUAUUUUGAAAUACAAUAAUUUGCAUUUGAAUUUAAAAUCAUGGGAUAGCUUAAAAAAUAUUUCAAUUUCAAAUGCAUUAAAUACUUUUCAAUAAUAAUGCUCAUAAUAAAGUAGAAAGACUUCAGUAUUGCUGGUAAAGUUGAUUAACCUGAAAGAUGCAAACUAAGACACCUUUGAGAACUUCAUAUUCAUUAAAUGUAACAAUCAAAACAAGUAAAACGAAUAAACUGCAUUGCACACAUAUACAAAUAUAUACAUAGAGUGCCUUGCAUAAGUAUUCACCCCCCUUGGACUUUUCCACAUUUUUGUAGUGUUACAACCUGGAAUUAAAAUGGAUUUAAUUGGUAUUUUUACCAUUUGAUUUACACAACAUACUUAACACUUUGAAGGUGCAAAAUAUUUUUUAUUGUGACACAAAAGUUAAUUAAACAAAAAAAAGACAAUUUUUGCUUGCAUAAGUAUUCACCCCCUUGAGUCAAUACUUGGUAGAAGCACCUUUGGCAGCAAUUACAGCUGUGAGUCUUUUUGGGUAAGUAUCUACCAGCUUUGCACAUCUGGAUCCUGCAAUUUUUGCCCAUUCUUCUUGGCAAAAUUGCUCAAGCUCUGUCAAGUUAGAUGGGGACCUUUGGUGAACAGCAAUUUUCAAGUCUUGCCACAGAUUCCCAAUCGGAUUGAUGUCUGGGCUUUGACUGGGCCAUUCUAAGACAUUCAGGAUCUUGUUUUUAAACCACUCCAGUGUAGCUUUGGCUGUGUGUUUAGGGUCAUUGUCCUGCAGUCUCUUGCAGACUGAAAAAGGUUUUCCUCUAGAAUUUCCCUGUAUUUGGCUCCAUCCAUCUUGCCCUCAAUUCUAACCAGUUUCCCAGUCCCUGCCGAUGAAAAGCAUCCCCAUAACAUGAUGCUGCCACCACCAUGCUUCACCGAGUGGAUGGUGUUUUCAGGGUGAUGAGCAGUGUUGGCUUUACGCCACACAUAGCGUUUUGCGCUAAGGCCAAAAAGUUCAGUUUUUGGUCUCAUCAGACCAGAGAACCUUUUUCCACAUGUUUGCUGUGUCUCCCACAUGCCUUUUGGCAAAAUCCAAACAGGAUUUGAUAUGGGUUUUUUUCAGCAAUGGCUUUCUUCUCGCCACUCUUCCAUAAAGACCACCCUUAAAUGUGCUUUAUUUGCUCUUAUCUGCCCCCUAUUUUACUGCAUUUAAUCCUGUACUUCAGAGUACUGUAAUCUGCAAGUGUUUAAUCUGUAAUAUUUUGUAGUUAAUCAUAUCUUGAUGUAACUAUCACUGUCACUGUUAUCUGCUGUAUUAUUGAAUUGUAUUUUGUCACACUUGUACUUACUUGAACCAAAGUCAUUGUAUUUAUCUUGCUCUUAUUGUAUUACUUGUACUGUAACACUUGAAAUGUAUUUGCUUACGAUUGUAACUAGCACUGGA